AUGAUCACGGAACUCUUCGACGCCGCCUGUGACAACUUCUGCCUGGUAAUCAAUACAAAGAUGACGGAUGUCAUACACCAACCGCUACCCAGCACAGCCCAUAAUGUGCCGCGAAUCAGCGUGAUCGGAACACAACUGCAAGUGGUAGACAGCUUCAGGCAUCUGGGCAGUACCCUCUCUCGCAGCACUAAAAUCGACGACGAAGUUGCCCGUCUCAUUUCCAAAGCCAGUCAAGCCUUCGGUCGCCUGCAGAACACCGUCUGGAACCGUCAAGGUCUUCAUCUCAACACGAAACUGAAGAUGUACAAGUCAGUGAUCCUGCAGACACUGCCAUACGGAGCAGAGAACUGAACGGUCCACAAGAAGCAGGCGCGAAGACCCAACCACUUCCACCUCAGCUGUAUUCGACGGAUACUGAAGCUGAUGUGGCAGGACCGGAUCCCCGACACUGACGUUCUGGAGCGGACGGAAGAUCUCAGCAUUUACGCCUUGCUGAUGCAACUGCAGUUGCGUUGGAGCGGCCACCUCGUGUGGAUGGACAAUGAGCGGCAACCCAAACGACUCUUCUAUGGAGAUGUCUCCACGAGCUCCUGCCGCCAAGGAGGCCAAAUCUGCCAGUAGAAGGACACUCCGAAGACCUCCCUGAGGCGUCUACAGAUCAACCCGGACAACCGGGAACACCUCGUCCGCGACUGACCGACCUGGAGGAGGACAAUGAAGACAGGCGGAGCGAUCUACGAGGCAAACCGCAUGGCCACCGAGAAUGCCAGACGAGAAGCUUGCAAAUCUCAGCUGCACCCAUCUCGCAACGCCGGCGGCCCACCGCCCCCAACGAGUCCACGGUGUCAGCAGAUAUUCCGAGCGCCAUUUGGACUUAUUGGACACCUACAGACCAACAGCAGCACUCGGAAUCCACCAACUGUCGUCUCACCGUCCAUCUGUCCUUCGCCUAUUUCACCGUCAACUAA
Messenger RNA from Spirometra erinaceieuropaei, 968 nucleotides. The record is from the annotation of a GenBank genome assembly. Lineage: Eukaryota; Metazoa; Platyhelminthes; Cestoda; Diphyllobothriidea; Diphyllobothriidae.